Messenger RNA from Neltuma alba, 2430 nucleotides. Its product is annotated as G-type lectin S-receptor-like serine/threonine-protein kinase LECRK3. The transcript has a single exon. Lineage: Eukaryota; Viridiplantae; Streptophyta; Magnoliopsida; Fabales; Fabaceae. The coding region runs from base 1 to 2418 and encodes 805 amino acids. Gene Ontology annotation, biological process: protein phosphorylation. The record is from RefSeq and is a predicted model, not a curated record. Gene Ontology annotation, molecular function: ATP binding; protein serine/threonine kinase activity.
AUGGCUACCACUCCACUAAACAUCUACUUUCUCCUUUUGGUAUAUUUUCUAUGCGAAACAGUGGUAUUCGCAGAACCCAUACCCCUCCGCUCGUCACUUUCCCCCCUUGGUCCUAACUCUUCAUGGUCUUCAAAUUCUGGUCGAUUUAAAUUUGGAUUUUACAAUCCAAGCGACGGCUUCAAAGUUGGAAUCUGGUUACUUGAUGGGACUAAUAAAACAAUCGUCUGGACUGCAAAUCGCGAUGACCCUCCUGUCUUCUCAAAUGCAAAGCUUGUUCUAACCGAGAGAGGUCAGCUUUCUCUACGAACAGAUCAAGGGCAACCGAAGGUUAUUGCUCAUAGUAACAAAGGAAAUGUUUCCUCUGCUUCCAUGCUUGAUUCUGGAAACUUUGUUCUGCAAAACGAAAGUUUACACAUCCUUUGGCAGAGUUUCGAUUACCCAACUGAUACCAUGUUAGGGGGUCAAAAACUACAUUCUGGGAGUCAAUUGGUGUCUAGUUCAUCAGACACCAACCAAUCUUCUGGAAGGUUUCAACUCUCUAUGCAGGCUGAUGGAAACCUUGUUCUGUACCCACGAUAUUCUGGUCGUACAGCUUAUGAUGCUUACUGGGCCUCUGACACCACUUAUCAUGGCACAAGUUUCAAAUAUUAUCUUUUCCUCAACAACACAGAUCCUCAGCCUCUGUGCAUUGUAAAUGCUAGUAGUUCCAACUCAGAAAUACUUUGGUGGAGGGGUGAUAGCAGCUUCAAAGGAAACAAAACUAUUUAUCGCGCAACUAUUCAUUCUGAUGGAGUUUUACGACUCUAUGCUCAUUUUGACAACGCAGAUGGGAAACACCAAGUUAUGAAGUUAUGGUCACCACCAGAUUUGGACAACCUUUGUAAUGUGAAUUCUUUUUGCGGGUUCAACAGCUAUUGUACCGUCAAUGACAACCAACCUUAUUGUAAUUGUCUUCCCGGAACUGAUUUUACAGACCCAAGUGAUCAUAAUCUGGGAUGCAAAAGGAACUUCUCAGAAGCAGAAUGUAAGGGUGGGAAAGACAAUGCAACUUCUUAUUUCAUGUACCCCAUGGAACAUAUGAGAGUAGGUGAUCUCGAUCUUCCUUAUACAGAGGAAGACAUUUUAGAGGGGGAAUGCCCGUUUUCUUGUUUGCAAGACUGUUUCUGUGGGGCUGCAUUUUAUGAAAACAAUCGCUGCAAGAAACAAGAACUUCCAUUAAGAUAUAUUGGCAGAGAAACACAAGUGUCCUCCUCCUCCUAUACAAUAUACUUCAAGGUGGGAAAUCAGAGCCUCAGAAGCAACAAUGCUUCAUUUUCCAUAUCUGAGCCUGACCAACCACCUCCCAUCAAGACUACCAGUAAGAAAGCAAUUAAGGUGAUCAUUCUCAUUGUUUUGAGUUUCGUUAUUCUUUUGUGUUCUGCUGUUGCAAUCUCUAGCCGAUUUAUAUACAAGAUUGGAGUUUUAAGUUACAAGAGGUUGCUGGAGACUGGAGAUUUAGGCUUGAGCGAAGGUACUACUCUGAGGGUAUUUUCAUACAAUGAGCUCAAGAAAGCAACACAUGGCUUCAAACAAGAGGUGGGUAAGGGUUCUUUCGGAUCAGUUUACAGAGGAACUUUACAUAAAGGAAGAAAACUGAUUGCCGUAAAAAGGCUACACAGGUUUAUUGAAGAAGGAGAGAGAGAAUUCCAAGCUGAAAUGCGAGCCAUUGGGAAAACACACCACAAAAACUUAGUUCGCUUACUGGGAUAUUGUGCUGAGGGAUCUAAAAGGCUUCUGGUUUAUGAGUACAUGAGUAAUGGCUCCCUUGAGAAGCUCAUCUUUGGUGACAGUACUGUACGUCCAGAUUGGGAUGAGAGAAGAAGAAUAGCACUGGACAUUGCAAGAGGCUUGUUGUAUCUGCAUGAACAAUGCAAGGCUCCCAUCAUUCACUGUGACAUAAAGCCUCAAAACAUAUUGAUGGAUGAGUUUUUCAGAGCUAAAAUAUCAGACUUUGGGUUAGCCAAACUUCUAAUGCCGGAUCAAACAAGAACCUUCACUCAAGUUAGGGGCACGAGAGGCUAUUUGGCUCCAGAGUGGAAUAAGAACACUCCAAUAACAGUGAAAGCAGAUGUUUAUAGCUAUGGAAUAAUGCUUUUGGAGAUUGUAUUUUGCAGAAAAAGCUUAGUGGUCAAUAUGUUGAAUCCAGAGCAAAUUGUUCUGUCCAAUUGGGUGUACAAGUGUUUUGCUCGGAGGGAGCUAAACAAGCUGGUUGCUGGGGAAGAAGUGGAUAAUAGCUUACUGGAGAAUAUGGUGAAAGUGGGGUUAUGGUGUAUUCAAGACGAGCCUUUUCUUCGGCCAUCAAUGAAGAGUGUGGUAUUGAUGCUUGAGGGAGUUACGGAAGUGGCUGUUCCUCCUUGUCCGUCUCCUGAUUCUACUUGACAUUAAUUUCUC